AAUACAUCAACAGGUGUUAGAUAUAUAAACUUAUCAUUAUAAUUCUCCAUUUUCUUACUUUAGUAAAUUCGUUAUAGAAUUAUUUAAAAUGAGAACUUCUAAACUGAAUUCUGCUUGUAAACUUUUGACACCGAUAAUUAGCAAACGAUGUCGAAGCACAUUUUCACCUUUUCCUAGCUCUUUUCCGAAACAUAAUAAAGGACCUAUGACAGAACAUCAAAAAGAUCUUCCACGACAACCCGUUCCUCCAUUGAAACCCUCUUUAAACAAAUAUCUUAAAGGUGUAAAACCUCUUUUAACCCAAGACGAAUUUCAUAAAACUGAAAAGUUGGUUAAUGAAUUUGCAUCACCAGGAGGAGUCGGUGAAAAACUUCAUUCUAUUCUUAUAGAACGAUACAACAAAUUCGACAAUUGGAUUGAAGAUUGGUGGUUAGAAUUGGAUUUUCUCAAGAAUCGGUCACCAUUAACAACAUAUACAAACCCCGGCAUGGCUAUUUCUUGUGAAAAUUUCAAUUCUAUCGAUGAUCAAAUCAGAUUUUCUGCGAAAGUCUUGUCGUCAACAUUGAAAUAUAAACAACUCGUUAAUGAUCAUCAGCUAGAGCCAGAUAAAUUAAGAGGAAUUCCAAUGGAUAUGAGCCAAUAUUUUAAAGCAUUUUCGUCUUGUCGUCUUCCUGGGAAAAUUUGCGAUCGUCUCGAACAUUACGGAGAAGAAGAUUGCCCUCCAAAUCAUAUCGUGGUCGCUAGAAAUAACAAAUUUUUCCGAGUGGACGUUUAUGAUUAUGCCGGAAAUCCAUUGAGUGAGAAUGAUCUGUUGGAACAACUAAGAAUAGUUGUAAAGAAGUCUGAGACUGAAGGUGUUCCUGUUGGAGUUCUGACAACCAAUUACCGUGAAAUUUGGUCUGAUGUAUAUGACAAAUUAUCUAAAGAUAGUACGAACAAGAAACAUUUGGACACAAUCAAAAGGGCGUUAUUCGUAUUUUCUCUCGAUAAAUCAAUUUCGAAUGCCGAGAGUGACUCUGAUAAAUGGACAAAUGCACUUCACAACGCAAUUCAUGGACACGGGAGCCAUUUAAAUAGCGGAAAUAGGUGGAUGGAUAAAGCUUUUCAUUUAAUCGUAUCUGAAGAUGGGGCUUUCGGUUUGAAUAUGGAGCAUAGUCCAGUUGAAGCGCAUCCACUUCUUAGAAUGACUGAUUACAUUUUGGAUGAUUUAAAAACGUCACAAAAUUUAGUACCUUAUGCCUCUCGCACAGUUCCUGAACCUCAAGAAAUUAUUUUUAAUAUAAAUGACGAUAUACUGAAUGAUAUAGAAAGGGCGAAAGAAAAUGUAGGCAAGCAAGAAAAGCACGAUUCUCUUCACAAAGCUUUAAAAGUUCAUAAAUUCGAUGUUAACGAAGCUUUGAGAGGAAAUGGAAUCGAAUGUCUUCUGGUGGGAUUAAAGAAAGCAGCAAUUGAAUCAGGCAUGAAUGUUCCCGAUAUAUACAAUGAUAUCGGCUUUGAAUCAUUCUCCAAUUACAGAUUAGUUUCUAGUCAGGCACCUGUCAGAAAUCCGGUAUUUCCUAGUUACGGUCCUUUGGUAUAUGAUGGUUAUGGUUGCCCAUAUUACGUCUAUCCUGAUCAUCUUAGACUUAUAUCAUUAUCUUUAAAGCAAAGUCCAGAAACAAAUUCCGACAGUCUUUUGAAAUGUGUUGAGAUGUCGCUUUCAGACAUGGAAAACAUCAUUUAAAUUAUUGAAGAAAGUGAAUCUUUGAAUUUUCNA
This is a messenger RNA of Centruroides sculpturatus (bark scorpion), 1756 nucleotides long. RefSeq names its product carnitine O-acetyltransferase-like. Gene Ontology annotation, cellular component: peroxisome. NCBI's taxonomy places the organism in Eukaryota, Metazoa, Arthropoda, Arachnida, Scorpiones, Buthidae. Gene Ontology annotation, molecular function: carnitine O-acetyltransferase activity. The record is from RefSeq and is a predicted model, not a curated record. The coding region runs from base 89 to 1723 and encodes 544 amino acids. The transcript is spliced from 13 exons. Gene Ontology annotation, biological process: carnitine metabolic process, CoA-linked.